AUGUGGCGGUGUACAAACCAGUGGUAUUAGCUGUACAAACGACAAAGAUUGUCUAAACAAUGCAAAAUUAGGGAAUGGAUGGGUGUGUUCAAACUCUCCAUCCUGUUGUCCAGAAUUUAAAACUUGUAUUUAUGCUUGCCACUAUGAUCCUGAUCUUUCAGCUGGCGAAUAUACCGGUUGCAAUGGCAUUACUGCCUGUUCUAUUAUACCAGAUACCGAUGUACCCGGAUUACCUCAUGAUUUAUGCGUUUGUAUUCCUGGUUAUGAUGAUUGUUAUGGAGGUUCAUCGUGUAUGAGUAUACCACAAGGAGAUUUUUGUUUUAAGAAUAACGUUAAAGUCGCUCCACUUUCUACAUGUAAAACCCCAUAG
Molecule: messenger RNA, 370 nt
Organism: Funneliformis mosseae
Lineage: Eukaryota; Fungi; Glomeromycota; Glomeromycetes; Glomerales; Glomeraceae
Source: the annotation of a GenBank genome assembly